AUGCUUUCACCCCUUACUUCAUCCACCCGUAGAUCACAAGGACAGAUUCAUCCUGCCGACUCUGUCAGAAAAUGGGAUGACGGGGCCAAGAAGGACGAGUAUCUAUUCCGAACAUAUCAUGACGAUUCGCAGAGCAAGUUGAUCCCUCGCGCCGGAUUCACGUCGACCGACUCGAGGUCAGCCCGACUGAUUCUAGAGCAGGUGAGGUCACUCGGCAUCCCGACAGAGGGUUGUGUUAUUGGGAGCGACGACGCAUGUGAUCUCUUCACCCUCAACGUGGGUACUCGUCAUCCGGCUUAUCAUUGUACCAAGGGUUGGACCGGUCGAGAGAAUUACGAGCAUGGAAAAGAUCUCGCAUCACCUUAUGUAUCGGUCUUCUCCUCUUUCCUCGACGUCUUAUACCAUGCCCUCUCCCUACUGCUCGUUCAUCGCAAGUCGGGUGUAACUAUCGCCGUAAUAAAGAACCUUUCUCUCACCGUCCUGGACCCAUCCGACAUCAUCGCCCACCCCGGAGUCGAAGCGAAAGCCCUACCGAUAUAUGGGACACAGAGAUGGGAAAAGGCUGGGAUGUUUUCUCAUCGACAUGGCGAACGCUUGGUGGUCGGUUCUAUCCCUGCUGCAAGCGUUGAGGCAUUGAUCCCAGUAAGACGAACCUAUCUGGGAGUCAACCUCCCUCCUGAAUACCUUUUGUCAGAUUUCAACCCGAACAGGCUCUAUCACGAAAAUUUGCGCUGGAAUCCGUACGAGUGGAGGACAGACCUGAUGCACCACGUUCGUGCGCGAGUUCAUCGUAUCAGGUAUCAACUAGAGGCUGGAGUCCAAGAUGACUCCGACGUUGAAGACGAUAGCGAUGUUGUUUCACAAGGUUCCGCAGACGAAAGGCCGCCGAGGUCAGAUUCGGCAAUGAUGGAAAACCCAGACGAGCGCGAGUUGCUAUUGGCGAUGCAUGGCCUGUCCACUUUUUGGACAUUGGCAGAAGACUUGCUCGAUAGGGUAUCCAAUAUGAGCAAAGUAAACACUCCGGAGACUCGGGUUAUCUCCCUUCCACCUUGA
Molecule: messenger RNA, 1053 nt
Organism: Tremella mesenterica DSM 1558
Lineage: Eukaryota; Fungi; Basidiomycota; Tremellomycetes; Tremellales; Tremellaceae
Exons: 5
Coding region: 1-1053 (350 amino acids)
Source: RefSeq, a predicted model, not a curated record